This is a messenger RNA of Rhododendron vialii, 720 nucleotides long. Its product is annotated as replication protein A 70 kDa DNA-binding subunit D-like. The transcript has 6 exons. Bases 10 to 720 code for a protein of 236 amino acids. The record is from RefSeq and is a predicted model, not a curated record. Lineage: Eukaryota; Viridiplantae; Streptophyta; Magnoliopsida; Ericales; Ericaceae.
CCCGUUUACAUGAUAAAAUGUGAGAAUGAUAUUAAUAUGAUUCCAGUGGCUGAAAGAGUUGAGAUGCAUGUGGAUGCUCAAGUACCAAUGGAAGAGCAUAAUAGAGAAGCAGGCCCACCAAAGGGUGAAGUAGUCCAACAUCAAGGGGAUGCAAAAAGCGUAGUUGAAGUGUCAAAUGUACAUGUGAACUGCACAACUGGUGAUAUAAUGGACGUCCCUUAUCCUUAUUUUACUGAUUUACGCCAAAAUGGAUAUUUAUGGAGAGUAAAAGCUCGAUUGGUAAGGAUGGUAGAAGUGAUUAAUCCGCUUCUACCUUCCGUGACGCUCAGAUUGAUCUUACUUGAUGAACAGGGUCAUGCCAUGGAGGCCAUUGUAUGGCCCGAAGAAGUAGCCUACUUUAAAGAACAUCUUUACGAGGGUAGGGUCUACUUUUUAAAAUCUGUGGAGAUUAUGGAAGCUGAUGAAAAGUUUAAAUUAGUCCCGUACUGCUUCAAGAUGUCUUUCACCGAUGACACAAGGGUAGAACACUACAUGUUCAAAUGUGAUAGAAUCCCUCUUCAUUGGGAUUUCAAUAUAAAAUUACGAGACAUCCACCAUUUCACCAACAAGUAUGAGCAAUUGAUAGAUGUGGUUGGAUUGGUUGUUAACGUCACAGAAUGUCGAAUUGCUGGAAAACGAAAUUCUAGGGUUAGAGAUGUGGUGUUGCUUGACCCAAGUUAA